Messenger RNA from Clarias gariepinus (North African catfish), 618 nucleotides. RefSeq names its product adhesion G protein-coupled receptor E3-like. Gene Ontology annotation, molecular function: G protein-coupled receptor activity. The transcript is spliced from 4 exons. Lineage: Eukaryota; Metazoa; Chordata; Actinopteri; Siluriformes; Clariidae. The record is from RefSeq and is a predicted model, not a curated record. Gene Ontology annotation, biological process: adenylate cyclase-activating G protein-coupled receptor signaling pathway. The coding region runs from base 1 to 618 and encodes 205 amino acids.
AUGACUCUAACAACCCGUGUAAUAGCCAGCGUUCUUGACCAAAAUUAUUUAAUACAAUAUGCAAAUCUUGUAUUAAAAGUAAGUGAAACACUGGUAGCAACACUGGUGACGACAAGUAACAACUCCAGCAACAUCAGCUUGUCUCUCCCAAAUUUGGACGUUGAAAUAUUGAUGGCUGGAUCGAAUCCCCUCAUCACUGAAAUUCCUCAAUUUGGUACUGGAAAUGCUUUUAUGGAUAUUGAUCUUGUCCAUAUUUCAAAGAACAACAACACUGCUGUGGCUUUCCUGAGUUACACCAACUUGGGAAACCUCCUGAAACCCACUUUUCAGACAAGUACAAACACAAAUAAUACCAUGAUGUCUACCGUGGUGUCUGUGUCACUUCUCAAAACCACCAACACAAAUCUCACCAACGCUGUCAACAUCACCUUCAAACAUAUCAGUAAGUUAGACCCUGAAGGCAUCCUCUCCUGUGUGAAUUGGGAUGAAGACACAGCUACUCUCCAGGAAAACAUUUGUAACAUCAUACAGACUAACAAUACUCACACAGUGUGCUCUUGUGAUCAGCUGUCUACUUUUGCUCUCAUCAUGCGGACCGACCAAUGCAGGGUAAGAUAA